This is a messenger RNA of Symbiodinium natans, 1521 nucleotides long. NCBI's taxonomy places the organism in Eukaryota, Dinophyceae, Suessiales, Symbiodiniaceae. The record is from the annotation of a GenBank genome assembly.
AUGGCUUAUAGCAAAGUCUCGCCUUCCUACCAUAUCGAGACCGGCACUUCAGCUUUGAGCAGAUUUGGUUCGAUUGCGGGCCUCAUGGUUUGCUUUUCCCGCAGCGUGUGGUUCAGAGUAGUUUCGCAGGGCCUUGCCUUGCGCCAUCUUGCGCCCCUCGUUUCAAGUGCACAAGUUACUUCAAAUUUAUCAGCCAUGGCAUCCAUUCGGAUGAGGACGCCGUCGCCCUCACCUAUGGUGUCCAGAUCUGGCCAUGUGUCUAGGGUGGUCAGUCCUGCGCGUUCCGCGGGGCCGCCCCUCUACUUGCGGACCAAGCGCGAUCCGUUGGUGGUGAGCGUGAUCACCAUCCCUGGACAUCCGGCACCUCCGGUGUAUGCCGCGCGCCUUCCACCCGCGAUGCCAGUACGGCAGUGCCCGCCGUUUGCGACACCGCGCCGAGUCAGGCCUGGUCAACGUGAGAUGGGAGCAGCGUCGUCGCCGGCUCUCCAGACGCCGCCCAAGGAGGCAAGGCCACCGCUGGCAGCCUCCCAUGAGCCCUUGCCGAACCUGCUGCAAAGGCGGAAGCCGGACACGGAGGAGCCUCCCGACUAUGACUCCCCAAAGGCAGGGCCAGAGACCCGCGAGCUGCAGGCGAUGCAGCAAGAACACGAAGCCGGGGAAAAGGAGCAACAAACGCAGCUCCAGGACGAGGCGGGGCCGGCGAUGCGCGAGCAAGCGCUUCAGGAGCAGCAGCUCCAUUUCGAGCAGCGGCUCCAGGAGAAAGAAGAUGCUCACAAGCAAGCCUGCAAGGCCCUGCAACUCGAGCACGAGCAAGCGCUGAAGGCCGAGGAAGCACGACGAGAGCAAGCGCUUGAGGAGCAGCAGCGUCAUUAUCAGACCGUUCUGCAGGAGACCCGUGAUGCCCUCGAGCAGACCGUGAAGGAGCAGCGGCUGAACUUCGAGCAGCUGCUGCAGGACCAGGGGCUCCAAGUCCAGCGGCUGCUGCAGGAGAUUGGGGACUCCCACGAGCAAACCCGCCAGGCGAUGCGGCUCGAGUUCGAGCAAGCAUUGGAGGCCGAGAAGGCGCUGCGCGGGCGGGUGCUCCAGGACUCGCGAGAGCAGACGAUGGAGGCGAUGCGGCUCGAAUAUGAGCAAGCAUUGGAGGCCGAGAAGGCUCUGCGCGAGCGUGCGCUCCAGGAGCAGCAGCUUAACUUCGAGCAGUUGCUGAAGGAUGCGCGACAGCAGGCGAUGGAGGCCGACGUGCCACGCCAGCCAGCAGCCGCCCAGCACCUGGACAGCUCACAGGAAGCCGCUGCAGUCUCCGCAGCGCCGCGGCGGGGGAAGUUUCUUCUGCCGGCAGAGGCGGGCGCCAGCGCAGAGGAAAAGGCUGCGCACUUCAAGGAAGCCCUGGCGUGCUACCGCCAGCGCUAUGAUGGCAGGACCCCAGAUGCCUCGCAGCUCGCCACGUUCUCCGCGAACAUGGGCUUCCCCGUGACCUUCAAGCUGGCGAAGGAGCUUCUCUGGGCCCGCCGCCGCCGCUGA